Messenger RNA from Tetrahymena thermophila SB210, 2190 nucleotides. RefSeq lists its product as hypothetical. Lineage: Eukaryota; Ciliophora; Oligohymenophorea; Hymenostomatida; Tetrahymenidae. The transcript has a single exon. The record is from RefSeq and is a predicted model, not a curated record.
AUGUUAUAGUCAACUGUUGAUGAAAUUAAGAAUAAUCUUUUGUACGUGUUGGAUGAGGUCGUACAUUCACGUCAAUAUCUCAAUAAACACUUCUAAAAUUCCAUGAAUAACUAUUUCCUUGAAAAUUAUGCCACUCUCCCUUGCUUAAAGAAGAGAUUUGAUACCUAAAGUGGCCGUCAAGUCAGAAAAGAAAUUUUUGAGAAGUACAAUUAAAUCUAAGAAACUGAAGGUAAAGUCGAUGGUAAUCUUAAGUGUUUUUUAAUAAUGCGCGGAUUUAUUGAAGAGCAUAAAAUCAACAAUUCUUUGAAUGAUUAUCGCUAGUCUCUUAUGUACCUUGUUAGUGCUACUGGUUUAGACGCUAGUAUAAAACACGGAUCUGCUGAGUGGAUCUCUUUGCAAUGGCGUCGUUUAUUCGCACUGAUGGUUUUACAUCAUACAUACUACCCAGAAGUAUAAGGCGUUUACGAACUUUGGUAUCAUGUUUUUGAUGAGCGCUUAAUCGCUCGUGAACGUCAAAAAAAGAAGAAAGAAGAAGUCGUUUAUAAGAAAGGAAAGUCUCCUUAUAUUAUUUCUAGCAAACAAGAAGAAGACGAAGAGUCUACUUCUCCUUUAAUAAAAGAAGCAGGAAUAAUCUCAGCUGCUGCAACAAGAAGCAAAGAGGGAUCUCUAUCUAGUAUAGCAACAAAUGAUGAAUAGCUUACACAAAGCACAAUAAAUUCACCUAAAACUCCUCGCUCACUUAUAAAUAUAGGCAAUAAGAGAGAUUCGAAGAGAGUUCAACAAUCUAAAAAGAGUCAAGUUAAGGUAGAAUAGCAAUCAGGAAGUGAACAUGGAGAGGAUGAAGAACCUGCUAUUUCUAAGAAGAGAUUUACUUAGGAGACAAUUAUUCUUAUGAAAGAUCGCAGUAAUUCAGAUAUAGAGCUUAAGUAGAGCAAUUCCACUACUGUCUUAAUAAAAAGCUCUUCUGAAAUUUUAAAUUAAAAUUUGGGAAAUGAGUAAACGUAAGCUUAUGAAUAGAAUAGUCAAAAUGUUGAAUUGAAUUAAUAAAAAAAUCAUCAAUAGGAUAUUUAAGUAUUUACUGGAUAAUAAAUAUAGCAAUAAUCAUAAAUUGCUAACAAUAACUUAAUCUAAGCAACUUUCAAUAGUGAAAUGCCAAAUAAGAUGAAUUCCUAACAUAGUGAUAAUCAAGUCAAUUUUGAAAAUAAAUAAUAAUCAAAUGAUUACAUAAACUCCUAUGCAAAUUAAAACUAGGAAAGUGUUCUUCAUUAAUAAUACUAUGACAAUUAAAUUUAAUAGAAUUAUCCACAAUAAAUAAGCUGUUCAUAAUAAUACACUUCGAAUCAUCACUUACAAAACUAAAUAGAUUCGAACCAGCCUUAAUAGGUGAAGGAAUUCGAUUAACUCGCAUAACCUUCAAGUUCUUACUUAAUUGAAAGGUAAUAGAGCUGCAAUGGAUAUUUUGGAGAAGAAACGUAUACUCCUUAUAAUCAAGCUUAUUACAACACAUAUGGGUAAUUUAAAAAUAACCUAAGCUCAGAAUUUCAUCAAAAUGAUUACUAUUUAAACUGUAACCAGGAAAACUAUGCAAAUUAUUAAUUUGAAGCAUACAAUAAUGAAGAAUUAAAUAAACUUAAAUUUGAUUCUCAAGCACAUCAUUAUACUAGCUAAAAUUUAGACAGAUAAAGGAGUAACUAAAUGCAAUUCAAGUGUGAUCCUAAUAUUCAACACCAUCAGUCAUAAUAGUAGUAGUAUUAAUAAUAUGAUAAUAAUCGUUGCAUUUCUAAUAAUUAUAUUAACGCACCUGUCAAUUAUCAAAUAUAAUAAUAAAUAUAGUAAUAAUAAACAAAUACUCCCCACAUUAGAGCAAAAUAAAAUUUCUAAUAAUCUUAACAAAGCUACCCACUUCAAAACUGUAAUCAAGUAAAUUUUGAUUAUCCUCCAUAAGACUCAUCUUAUUCUUCUUAUUUAGAUCAUUAAUCUGAUAACUAAUACAGCUCAUCUACUCCUAGCUCAAUCAGCUAAUCUGCUUCUUAUUCUAACUCUCCAACAUAUCACAAUGAGUAAUAACAACAGCUUUAUCAGUAUAAUUAUUUCAACUAAAAGUAUACUAACUAUGAUUAAUACGAUUAAAACUAACUCUAACAUUAAAACUAUCAAUACUAACACCAAUAACUUUACGAUCAAUUUUGA